Messenger RNA from Dioscorea cayenensis subsp. rotundata (Guinea yam), 1563 nucleotides. Its product is annotated as calcium-dependent protein kinase 2-like. Gene Ontology annotation, cellular component: cytoplasm; nucleus. The coding region runs from base 1 to 1563 and encodes 520 amino acids. Gene Ontology annotation, molecular function: ATP binding; calmodulin binding; calcium/calmodulin-dependent protein kinase activity. Gene Ontology annotation, biological process: intracellular signal transduction; protein autophosphorylation; peptidyl-serine phosphorylation. The record is from RefSeq and is a predicted model, not a curated record. NCBI's taxonomy places the organism in Eukaryota, Viridiplantae, Streptophyta, Magnoliopsida, Dioscoreales, Dioscoreaceae. The transcript has 9 exons.
AUGGGCAAUUGCUUCUGCUAUGGGAAGUCCUCCGAUCCUCCGGCCGAUCCCCCACCCCUUUCCGAUCCCCCUAACUCCACUCCCUCCCCUCAUAAACCAUCCCCUCCUCCGUCUUCCACCGCUCGUCCUCACACCAAACCUGCCGCCAUCGGUCCGGUGUUAGGACGACCAAUGGAAGACAUCCGUGCAACAUACUCGAUCGGGAAAGAGCUCGGCCGAGGCCAAUUUGGCAUCACUUACCUUUGCACACGCAAGGCAACUGGCGAGCAGUUUGCGUGCAAGACCAUUGCCAAAAGAAAACUUGUCAAUAAAGAGGAUGUCGAGGAUGUCCGGCGAGAAGUGCAAAUUAUGCAUCAUCUCACCGGACAACCAAACAUUGUUGAGCUCAAAGGAGCUUAUGAGGACAAGCAAUCUGUGCAUCUUGUGAUGGAAUUGUGUGCCGGAGGCGAGCUUUUCGAUAGGAUUAUCGCAAAGGGGCAUUACACCGAAAGAGCGGCCGCGUCGCUUUUGAGGACUAUUGUUCAGAUUGUUCAUACUUGUCAUUCGAUGGGUGUCGUUCAUCGUGAUCUUAAGCCAGAGAACUUCCUCUUGUUGAGUAAAGAUGAGAAUUCCCCUCUCAAAGCCACUGACUUUGGACUCUCUGUGUUCUUCAAGCAAGGUGAGGUGCUUAAAGAUAUAGUAGGGAGUGCAUACUACAUAGCACCAGAAGUACUAAAAAGAAGAUAUGGUCCUGAGGUUGAUAUUUGGAGCAUUGGAGUCAUGCUCUACAUUCUUCUUUGUGGUGUUCCUCCAUUUUGGGCUGAGACUGAGCAUGGAAUUUUCAAUGCCAUUUUGAGAGGUCAAGUUGAUUUUGCAAGUGAUCCUUGGCCAAAUAUUUCUGCUGGUGCAAAAGACCUUGUGAAAAAAAUGCUCACUGUUGAUCCUAGACAAAGAAUUACUGCUUUUGAAGUUCUUAAUCAUCCAUGGAUUAAAGAGGAUGGUGAAGCACCUGAUACACCACUUGAUAAUGCUGUUCUAAAUAGAUUGAAACAAUUCACAGCAAUGAACCAAUUCAAGAAAGCUGCUCUCAGAGUAAUUGCUGGUUGUUUAUCUGAAGAAGAGAUAAGAGGUCUGAAGGAAAUGUUCAAGAGCAUGGACACUGAUAACAGUGGAAGUAUAACCCUUGAAGAAUUAAAACAAGGGCUUUGCAAGCAAGGAACAAAGCUCACUGAAAAUGAAGUCAAACAAUUAAUGGAAGCUGCUGAUGCAGAUGGAAAUGGAACUAUUGAUUAUGAGGAAUUUAUCACAGCAACCAUGCAUAUGAACAGGAUGGACAAAGAAGAUCAUCUUUACACCGCUUUUCAAUAUUUCGAUAAAGAUAAUAGCGGGUAUAUUACAAAAGAGGAGCUUGAGCAAGCUCUUAAAGAGCAGGGCAUGUUAGAAGGCCAAGAAAUCAAAGAAAUUAUUUCUGAUGCAGAUGCUGAUAAUGAUGGAAGGAUCAAUUAUGAUGAAUUUGCAGAGAUGAUGAGAAAAGGAACCCCGGAGCCGAACAAUUUAAAAAAGAGGAGAGAUGUUUUCAUCUAA